Saxophila tyrrhenica is the source of this 1536-nucleotide messenger RNA. RefSeq lists its product as uncharacterized. Gene Ontology annotation, biological process: fatty acid beta-oxidation using acyl-CoA dehydrogenase. Lineage: Eukaryota; Fungi; Ascomycota; Dothideomycetes; Mycosphaerellales; Extremaceae. The transcript is spliced from 4 exons. Gene Ontology annotation, molecular function: flavin adenine dinucleotide binding; acyl-CoA dehydrogenase activity; heme binding. Gene Ontology annotation, cellular component: cytoplasm. The record is from RefSeq and is a predicted model, not a curated record. Bases 1 to 1536 code for a protein of 511 amino acids.
AUGUCUCAACAAAUAACCAGAGAAGAGGUCGCAAAGCACACCUCCGAAGAGGACCUCUGGUUCAUCGUUGACCACAAGGUCUACGACGUCUCAGACUUCAUUGACGCGCACCCCGGCGGUUCAAUCGUCCUCGAACAAGUCGCCGGACAAGACGCAACCGAAGCCUUCUACAACCUCCAUCGACACGAAGUAUUACAGCAAUACGCCUCACUAUGCAUCGGCACUAUCGAAGGCGAGAAGCCGGAGGUGAUCGAUCCACAGAUUGGCGACCUCAGCAAGGUCCCGUACGCGGAGCCAAUGUGGUUGUCUCCCGAAUUCAAGAGUUCGUUCUAUAGCGACAAGCACAAGAGGUUGCAGAACGCGAUGAGGAAGUUUGUCGAAGAGCACAUGAAGCCGGAGGCGCAGGAGAAGGAGAAGAGUGGGGAGUUCAUCAGUCAGGAGCUCAUUGACAAGAUGGCUGAGGCGAAUGUGUUGGCUAUGCGGAUGGGGCCUGGGAAGCACCUCGAAGGUCGGAGUCUGUUGGGCGGAGUGAUUGAUGGGAAAGACUACGAUUACUUCUGCGAUCUUAUCAUCAGCCAGGAGCUUACGCGCAUGAAUGCUAGAGGGUUUCAAGACGGGAAUAUGGCAGGGAUGACGAUCUCACUGUCUGCUGUGCUUGCUUGGGCGAACGAUGAGAAGCUGAAGAAUAGGGUUGCUGAGGAAGUGCUGUCUGGGAAGAAGAAGAUGUCAUUGGCCAUCACAGAAGCCUUUGCUGGCUCUGAUGUUGCUGGCCUUCGAACGACCGCAGAGUUGAGCGAAGACGGCAGCCAUUACAUCGUCCGCGGCACCAAGAAAUGGAUUACCAAUGGAAUGUUCUCCGACUACUUCGUAACCGGUUGCAAGACAUCGAAGGGCUUCUCCGUGCUGCUGAUACCCAAGACUGAGGAUGUCGAGGUCAAGCUCAUCAAGACUUCGUACUCGACUGCUGCUGCCACGACAUACAUCGAGUUCAACAAUGCGAAGGUACCGAAGGAGAACCUGCUUGGAGAAGAGCACAAAGGCUUCGUCGUGAUCAUGAGCAAUUUCAAUCACGAGCGAUGGAUGAUGGCUUGCAUGGUGUCCCGAUGGAGCCGUACAGUCCUAGAAGAGUGCCUCAAAUGGUCGCACCAACGCAUGGUCUUCGGCAAACCACUCAUCUCCCAGCCCGUCAUCCGUCAAAAGCUCGCCCGCAUGAUUGGCCUCGUCGAGUCCAACCAAGCCUGGCUAGAGCAAAUUACCUACCAGAUGAACCACAUGUCCUAUAAAGACCAGGCCAAGAACCUCAGUGGACCCAUCGGGCUUCUCAAGACCUUCUGUACGCGAAGCGCGCAUGAGAUCGCAGAUGACGCUGUGAAUAUUUUUGGCGGGCGAGGGAUAACUCAGAGUGGAAUGGGUAAGGUGGUCGAGAUGUUCCAUCGGACAUACAAGUUUGAUGCGAUCCUUGGUGGCGCGGAGGAGGUACUGGCGGAUCUGGGGGUGCGACAGGCGAUGAGGUUUAUGCCUAAUGCUAAGCUGUAG